Molecule: messenger RNA, 1475 nt
Organism: Aspergillus steynii IBT 23096
Lineage: Eukaryota; Fungi; Ascomycota; Eurotiomycetes; Eurotiales; Aspergillaceae
Product: putative extracellular exo-polygalacturonase
Exons: 4
Coding region: 1-1281 (426 amino acids)
Biological process (GO): carbohydrate metabolic process
Molecular function (GO): polygalacturonase activity
Source: RefSeq, a predicted model, not a curated record
AUGUAUUUUCGCUGGACGCCUCUUUCAUUGCUUCCUUUAACCUUAGGAAUCGCUUCUUUGGGUAAUGCGCCUGGAGUUGAAGCCAAGGACCAAGUCUGCACUGUCAGGGCACUUGGAAAUCGAACAGACGACGUGCCAAACCUCUUGCAAGCAUUCCAUCGGUGUAGCAGCGGAGGCACGAUUGUCUUUCCGGAAGACCAGUCAUACUGGAUCGCGUCGAGAUUGAAUCCGGUGCUGCACGACGUGACGAUUGAAUGGCGAGGGAAAUGGACGUUCUCGGACGACCUCAAUUACUGGCGCAAUCACUCUUACCCCGUCGCGUUCCAGAACCACCGUGCGGGCUUUGUCAUUAGCGGACGCAAAAUCUCCAUCGAUGGCUACGGCACGGGAGGCAUCGAUGGCAAUGGAAACGUCUGGUAUACAGCCGAAGCAGGCGACACGCAACCAGGUCGGCCAAUGCCUUUUGUGUUCUGGAAUGCCUCCGAGGUCAAUGUCGAGAAUUUCUAUGUCAAAGACCCGCAGCUAUGGGCGCUGAAUAUUAUGAACGGGACUAACAUGCGCUUCAACAACAUCUACUGCAACGCCACUGCGGUGAACGCUCCAUGGGGCGAGAACUGGGUCCAGAAUACCGAUGGUUUUGAUACAAUGGAUGCCCAUAACAUCCAGCUUACGAACUUUGUGUACCAGGGCGGAGAUGAUUGUAUCGCAAUUAAGCCCCGGUCCUAUGACAUUGACAUCCAGAAUGUGACAUGUCGUGGAGGGAACGGCAUCGCGAUUGGCAGUCUGGGUCAGUAUCUAGAAGACUCCAGCGUGGAAAAUGUGCGAAUCGACCGUGUCAAGAUCAUCCGGUAUAACGAAGACAUGCACAACAGCGCUUACAUCAAAACCUGGAUCGGUAAGCGGGUUCCUCAAGACGACUACGAAAGCGGAGGCGUUCCUCGUGGCGGUGGUUGGGGACAGGUUAAGAACAUUCUGCUCUCCAAUUUCGAGAUCCAAGGAGCCGACGCGGGCCCCUCGAUCAACCAGGACAGUGGAGAUAACGGCUCGUUCUCUGGAUCGAGUCUUAUGACGGUUUCCAAUAUUGCAUUCACCAACUUUACCGGGUACAUCCAAGACGACGACCCAGUGACGUCGACCGUCUCGUGUUCAAAGAAAAAUCCUUGCCACGGUAUCACAUUCGACGAUGUCGUUCUUUAUCCAGGUCAGAAUGGAACCAGACCGGGCAUCGGCUCUUGCCAAUACACUGCGAAAAGCGGCGUGCAGGGUCUGGAGGGGUGUUGAAAAUCAUAUGUGAUGGACAUCAUUUCCUGGAUAGAUAGACAAUUCUUGUAGGUCAGUUACUAUGCAGUAAAGGCUACUAGUAGUAGCUUGAGCAUCAGCCGGGACGGGAAGUCCUGUCGACGUCUAUGGCACCUGCUAAAUAUUUAGCUCCAAUUGUCAUCCGAAGGGCGCGUAGACUUUGCCACAUCGGCAAG